AUGUCUACCACAAACACAAUUGUAACAACUUCUCUUAUCUGUAGCAAUUUGUAUGGUUCAGCUACUGUGACAGCAAGUCCCGUGGUGGAUGGUGGACAGGGAGGGGGCAAGUUGCAGCUGCUUCAACAAACUGUGCCUGAGCCAUGUGAGGUUGUGGAGAUUGAAACCUGCAGCCAGGCAUCAGGAAAGAGUGAUUCCAGAUCAGAAUCAGUCUAUUCUUCAAGCACAUCCAGCAAUUCUAAAGAAGAAGAAAUGCAUCAAAGCCAGAAGGAAGAUCUUGGUGUUAGACACUCUGACAGGCCUUUACCCCAGGAUGUGGAACAGAAGAGCUCCACCACCUGGAAUGAUAUGUGCUUUCAUGUGCACUUGGCCAAUGAGCCCUGCUCAGAUGCAUUACAUAUGAGAAAGGAGAGGGCCAUGAAAAUAUAUUACAUGUAUGUUAAAAGGCAGAGAGAGGCCAACACUGUAUAUAACACACAGGAAGGCUUGUUGCCUCUCAAGAAGAGGGCAAGAGUGCAAGAACUGAGCUGCACUGGGAAAGUCCCUUUGGAAGCCAGCUGUUCUGUGGUUACAGAAGACAUGAUCAUCGACAGUGAGGCCAGCUGUGACACCGUAGAUGAAGACACUUUCGAGGCUGAGGGCCCAGCAGAGCUGCUAGCCCUGGAGGAGAAGCCCAGAAUGAAGACACCGGAGUGGCUCUUGUGGCCAGAGAGCGGCUCUAAAUGCAUGGCCUGCUGCCGAGUGUUCCCCAGCCUGGACAUCCUUGAGGAACACGUAAAGAAUGGAGUCAAGGAGGGCUUCAAUUGCUGCAUUUUUCAUCUGGCCUUUGCCUGGAUGAAAUCAAAAGAAUCGUGAACAGAAAGAAGGCAAAGAAAAGGAGAACGCAGAAAAAUCAGGCAGAGUACACCUAUGUAUGGAAGGCAGAAAUGUUUUGACAUGAGGAAAACAUCAAGCAAAUAAGCCAAGUGAUUUCAGCCCAUGAGAAAGAGGACAGGCAGCAGUCUCACUGGGCUGACACAGCUGCAUCCACUCCAAGCAGCUGCAAGACCUGCUUUUGAUUGCACAAACCCAUCACCUAGUGACCCACAGGACCAUGGAACCUUGGCAAAUGGCAUCUGCAAUCCUCUACAGAGAGAAAGAAAAGUAGGCAGACCCUAACAGGAAGACCAUAUGCCCUCCCAACAGUAACAAACACCCUGACGUUACCACCAGCCCAGGUGAGAGGAAACUCACUCCCUGGAAAUACAGACCGCUGUCAUCUGCAAUUUAAACAGGUGAGAGAUAACAGGUAGGAAAGCAUCCCCAAAGACGCAGCAGUCAUGGUUUGAAACAAGUGGGAUCAGUAGGAUAUCUGCUUGGUUGACAACACUAGGGCCAGUGUCCUGUCCAGGUCC
Molecule: messenger RNA, 1394 nt
Organism: Ochotona princeps (American pika)
Lineage: Eukaryota; Metazoa; Chordata; Mammalia; Lagomorpha; Ochotonidae
Product: protein FAM170A-like
Exons: 3
Coding region: 1-855 (284 amino acids)
Biological process (GO): fertilization
Cellular component (GO): nucleus
Source: RefSeq, a predicted model, not a curated record